AAAAACAUAUAUAAAGGUCAGAGUUGUGUACAAGUCAUAUUUACUAGUUUUAGAACAGUCGCUCAAAUGGGAGAAGGGGAGUUUACGAGGAAACGUGAAGGCAUCAUUGUUCCACCCCUGCUAGCCUGGCAGAAGGCUAAACCUACAGCAGCAGCGUUUACAGGCACCGGACUUCAAACAAUCUGCCCAGGCCAAGCCUCCCUAUCAGGAGCAGAGCAGCAGGACACACCGGACGUCCUCAGUCUGCAAGCGAACCGUUAUUCAUUUGACAACUCACAGCAGCACCGUUAGCAGGCUAAAGCUAGCAGGAAGAGCUAACCACAGUUGGCUAAAACUACAGCUGCUCCCCGCUGAGGACCACCCACUGCAGACUGCUGGACUUGACCGAUCCAGCUAUGUAAACUGCUCUGAUGUGUGGACAUCUACAUCCAUUCAGCUCCUGGUUGAGACAGCUGUCAAGCUGGUCUGGAGGACCACACUGUUUCUGUGACAUAAACAUCCAACAGACCUGCAGCUGAUUUGGCUGAACAGGUGUAUGUUGGUCUGAUCAAAGCAUAACUCCCCUGAGCAGCCUCCUCCCCCUCCCUCCCUCCCUCUGCUCUCUCUGUAGCACUACAAUGCCUCUGGGUUUGGGAAGAAGGAAGAAGGCGUCCCCGUUGGUGGAGAACGAGGAAGCAGAGCCAAUCCGCGCAGGUCUCAAUCUGCCGGGCAUGGAUGGCCUGGAUGGAGGUGUUGUUGGGCUUGGAGAAGGUGCCACCUCUGAAGGUCUGCCUCCUCCACACAGCAGCAUGCGACCUCGCCUCAUCUUCCACACCCAGCUGGCUCACGGCAGCCCCACAGGCCGUAUAGAGGGUUUCAGUAAUGUGAGGGAGCUCUAUGCCAAGAUCGGUGAGGCCUUUGGGAUACCGCCGUCUGAGGUCAUGUUUUGCACACUGAACACUCACAAGGUGGACAUGGACAAACUGUUGGGAGGUCAGAUUGGGCUGGAGGACUUUAUUUUUGCCCACAUUAAAGGACAGCGAAAGGAAAUAGAGGUGUAUAAAGGAGAGGAUGCACUAGGGUUGACGAUCACUGAUAAUGGAGCGGGCUACGCGUUCAUCAAGAGAAUCCGCGAGGGGAGCAUCAUCCACCAGAUCCAGGUCAUCAACGUGGGUGAUAUGAUCGAGUCCAUCAACGGCCAUCGCCUGAUUGGGUGCCGACACUAUGAGGUGGCCAAGAUGCUGAAGGAGCUUCCCAAAGGCAAGGAGUUCACCAUCAAGCUGACGGAGCCCCUCAAGGCUUUUGAUAUGAUCGGCCAGCGGUCUGGAGGGUCCAGGUCAUCAUCAGGGGUUCAGUUGGGGACCGGCAGAGGAACUCUGCGGCUGCGCUCUAAAGGUCCUGCAACAGUGGAGGAACUGCCCUCUGCAUUUGAGGAAAAGGCCAUUGAGAAGGUGGAUGACCUGCUUGAGAGCUACAUGGGCAUCAGAGACAGCGAGCUGGCGGCCACCAUGGUGGAGCUGGGAAAAGACAAAAAGAACCCUGAUGAGUUUGCAGAGGCUUUAGAUCAAACCCUCGGGGACUUUGCCUUCCCAGACGAAUUUGUUUUUGACGUCUGGGGUGCCAUCGGCGAUGCUAAGGUUGGCCGAGUGUAACCACGGACACUGCUGGAGCAGAACAACCUGUGUGUGGCACCAACAACGUUCAGCACUACUAGAAAACACAACACUACCGUCAUGAGUUUGUUUUUAUUCCAGUGUAUACUCCUACUGUUUUUAAUUUAGAGUGUACCCUUUUGGGAGCCUCUGCCUAGACAAAGAGGAUAAUGGCAGUUAAUGGGAGAAGAAGAUGACUCCGAUGACUUCCAAAGUGCAUUUUUAUUUUGUCUUCCGGCUUUUUCCAGAAAAUACAAGCACGCUGAUGAGCUUUCCUUUUGACCGCAUCACAUGAACCUGCAUGUCAUUGUUGUAGUUGUUGGCAGUGGAACAAAUAGAGCACAAGUCUCUAAUAUGGAAGCGUUGAAAGACAACACAAAGUAGAUCUUUGAUACUUUGCAAAAAAAAAAAAAAGGAUGUGAUUUUUCCACAUUGCACAACAGUGAUCGCACUGUACCUCGCCUGAUGAGCGGCACAGUUAUUGCACAGUAGAAGGCAUCGGUCUCCCUGAGUCACAGUGACGUCCUGAACCACUCGCUGUUACUGCUAUGGAUCAGUUUUACAAGCAUGUGUUGUUAUAUUUUUAUCUUCAUAAUGAAUUAUGCUGGUUUUAUGUCGUUUUUAUUUUGGUAAAAGAAAAAAAAUAGAAGUUACAAAACUCAUCGUAACAUGUAGCUCGCUGACUAAAAGAUCAGUGGUGUUUAUUCACCUUCAGUACACUCCGUGCUGUAAUGAAGUUAACACAUACAUUUGCUAGUGUUAGAGAAAAUCAGUGUUAAUUUACCUUUUUUUAAGGUGAGAAUCGGGAGCAGAGUGGUUCUAGGCUUGUGGGUUGUGUUGACUUAUUUUUUUAUAGUUAGUGUUUUUAUAUAAAGUGAUGUGAAGUCUAUUUUAAAACAGGGUUUGUGUAAUGGAUGAAGAAUUUGAUCUUGUGUUGCAAUUACUUUAUUUUGAUGCAUUACAGAAGACAGUAUUAAAGAUGAGAAAGUCAUGAGAUGGAGUAGUUGUGUAAAAAUAAAUAAGGAAAAGGAAUCUGUUAAGAACUAAAUGCAUUCAUUACUUCUCAUUUCAUGCAUUUUAUACGUUUUUUUUUUUUUUGGUUGAAGUAUGAAUUCUGGUGCAUGGUGCUGCAAAGUAAAGUAUCCUGUCAUUGGAGGAGAGUGAUACCAAACUACUUCCAUUACUCAGCAUAGGUAAACACAUGUCUUAAAAACGUUUUGGUGUUAACCUUUUCAGUAUAUACAAAUGUAUGACGCUAUUUUGUAGUUUUGUUUCAUUCUUCAGAGUCGAUGAAUAUCUCAAUGUAAUGAAACUGAUGCUAGAACACUGUAACACUGAGAAGAACACGUUAUUUUGAUGGCUUUGUAUUACACUGUUGUCAAUGUCCAAUUAUAAUGCAAUAAUAACAUCGA
This is a messenger RNA of Anoplopoma fimbria (sablefish), 3043 nucleotides long. It is a transcript of the gene gipc1, whose product is annotated as GIPC PDZ domain containing family, member 1. NCBI's taxonomy places the organism in Eukaryota, Metazoa, Chordata, Actinopteri, Perciformes, Anoplopomatidae. The record is from RefSeq and is a predicted model, not a curated record. The coding region runs from base 618 to 1631 and encodes 337 amino acids. Gene Ontology annotation, molecular function: protein binding. The transcript has 7 exons.